Oncorhynchus gorbuscha (pink salmon) is the source of this 6456-nucleotide messenger RNA. RefSeq names its product ring finger protein 19A, RBR E3 ubiquitin protein ligase (gene rnf19a). Gene Ontology annotation, biological process: positive regulation of proteasomal ubiquitin-dependent protein catabolic process; protein polyubiquitination; ubiquitin-dependent protein catabolic process. The coding region runs from base 1 to 2730 and encodes 909 amino acids. Gene Ontology annotation, cellular component: ubiquitin ligase complex; cytoplasm. Gene Ontology annotation, molecular function: ubiquitin conjugating enzyme binding; ubiquitin protein ligase activity; zinc ion binding. NCBI's taxonomy places the organism in Eukaryota, Metazoa, Chordata, Actinopteri, Salmoniformes, Salmonidae. The record is from RefSeq and is a predicted model, not a curated record. The transcript has 11 exons.
AUGAGGAAAUGUAGUGUGGUGUCCAGAACAGAUCCAGCCCUGUGGGCCAUACGAGACCAGACCUGGAGAGCAGGCCCAGGCCGCCACCAGAGACCACCACCAUGUCUUACCAGCCUGCGCCUGCUCCUUAACACCCUGUCCCCCCAGCCCCUCUCACCAUCCCCCUCCCUCCCUGUGGAUGCCCCCCUGCCUGGUGGAGGAGGAGCCUCCUCUGGUGGGGAGAUGAGCCUGCAGCAGCUGAGGGGGGAUCGGGGGGGUUCUGGGUCUGAGAGGGACCUCCACUCAGCAGCCUCCUCCAUCAGCCUGCCCUCCGUCAGGAAGGCCCCCAAGAAGAGACGCCUCUCCCUGCGCUCGCUGUUCAGCCGGCGCCACCGUGGGGAUCGAGACCCCAAGAGGAAAUCACAGGACUUACAGGUAGGCGGUGUGGACGGGAUCGCCAGCGUGGAGAGCAUCCAUUCAGAGAUAUGUCAUGGAGACAAGACCUCAACGCUCUCCGCCCCCGUUGUGGCCUCUUCCUCCUCUGAGUUCCUGGAGUGUCCUCUCUGUCUCCUCCGCCACGCCAGAGACCGUUUCCCUGACAUCAUGACCUGCCACCACCGCUCCUGUGCGGAUUGCCUGCGCCAGUACUUACGUAUAGAAAUCAGUGAGUCUCGCGUCAACAUCAGCUGUCCAGAGUGCUCUGAGCGGUUCAACCCCCACGACAUCCGCAUCAUCCUGGGAGACCAGCCCCUCAUGGAGAAGUACGAGGAGUUCAUGUUGAGACGAUGGCUGGUGGCCGACCCUGACUGCCGCUGGUGCCCCGCCCCUGACUGCGGGUAUGCAGUCAUUGCCUUUGGCUGUGCCAGCUGUCCUAAGAUCACGUGUGGGCGUGAUGGGUGUGGCACAGAGUUCUGUUAUCACUGUAAACAGCUGUGGCAUCCCAACCAGACGUGUGAUGCCGCCCGGCAGCAGAGAGCCCAGAGCCUGAGGCUACGCACCUUCCGUUCUUCAUCUCUCAACUACAGCCAGGAGAGUGGUGCUGCAGCUGAUGACAUCAAGCCCUGUCCGCGCUGCGCGGCUUACAUCAUCAAGAUGAACGACGGCAGCUGUAACCACAUGACCUGCGCCGUGUGCGGCUGUGAGUUCUGCUGGCUCUGCAUGAAGGAGAUCUCUGACCUGCACUACCUGAGCCCGUCAGGAUGUACCUUCUGGGGUAAAAAGCCAUGGAGCAGGAAGAAGAAGAUUCUGUGGCAGCUGGGCACGCUGGUGGGCGCACCGGUGGGCAUCGCUCUGAUCGCUGGCAUCGCCAUCCCCGCCAUGAUCAUAGGCAUCCCUGUGUACGUGGGGAGGAAGAUUCACAAUCGCUAUGAAGGAAAGGACAUCUCCAAACAUAAGAGGAACUUGGUGAUAGCGGGUGGCGUGACCUUAUCUGUCAUUGUCUCCCCCGUGGUGGCAGCAGUUACUGUUGGUAUCGGCGUGCCCAUCAUGCUGGCAUACGUCUACGGGGUGGUGCCCAUCUCUCUGUGUCGCAGCGGUGGGUGUGGCGUCUCUGCCGGUAACGGGAAAGGGGUCCGCAUCGAUUUUGAUGACGAGAAUGAGAUGAACGUCGGAAGUGCAGCGGCUGCAACUGAUGCCACAUCGGUGGCAGAGACCAGACACAACCCCAGCAUCGGAGAGGGCAGUGUGGGGGGCAUGACAGGCAGUCUGAGUGCCAGCGGGAGCCAAAUGGACCGGAUGGGUGCCAUGAGGGACAACCUGAGUGAGAAUGCCUCCACCAUGGCCCUGGCUGGGGCCAGCAUCACAGGAUCUCUGUCUGGCAGCGCCAUGGUCAACUGUUAUAACAGGUUGGAGGUCCAGGCUGACGUUCAGAAGGAGCAGGGUAGUCUGAGUGGGGAGUCGGCAAAUGUCAGCUUGGGGACCAUCAGUGACAACACUAGCACCAAAGCAAUGGCUGGAUCCAUUCUCAACUACAUGCCUCUGGACAGAGAGGGUAAUCUGGACGUGGACAUGGAGGGGAAGCAGGAGAAGAAACUACAUCACCAUAGCAACAGCAGCAGCCUGGACGACGCCAGCGGCGAGGGGAGAGGGGUUGGAGUGUGUCCCUCCGGCUGCCCCCAUGAGUCUCGCUCCUCCAAAUGGGUGAAGGACCCCUCUUCCUCGGGGGGCAAGAAGAGCAAGGGCAAGCUGAGGACGAAGAAGACCAGCGGAGGAACUAAGAUCCAGGAGACCCGUGAGGACAUGGAUGCUCAGCUCCUAGAGCAGCGCAGCACUAACUCCUCAGAGUUCGACUCCCUCAGCGGCUCCCUGCCCUCCGUAGCAGACUCCCACUGCAGCCACUUAUCAGAGUUCAGCUGCUCUGAUCCGGAGACCUCCAGACCUCCUCCUCUCACCCCCUGCUGCAUUGACCUCCACCCCCAGCGCCCCCUCACCUCCCUGGGAACAGACCUGGUCACCGUCACCCCCCUGCCGGAGGUGGAGAACGACCAUCUGGAGAACUGUCCCGCUGCAUCCUCCUCCUCCUCACCUUCUUCCGCGGCCCCCGUCUACACAGAAGGAGGGGUAGGAGGAGGUAUGCUCCUCUACAUCGCCGAGGAGAGCUUAGGGCUGAUGAGGACGACGCAGGAGGAGCUGGACUCCAUCGCGGUGGAGGAGGUCCUGAAGGAGACCAAUAACAACAUGUUGGACGGAGGUGUCGUAUCCCAGCAGCCUUCCAGCCCUGUGAGGAGUGGCUGCAUUCAGACUGAGAUAUAAACUCUCCUGGCUGGCUGGCUGGUUGACUGGCUGGCUGGCUGACUCACUGGCUGGUUGACUGGCUGACUGGCUGGCUGGCUGGUUGACUGGCUGGCUGACUCACUGGCUGGUUGACUGGCUGGCUGACUGGCUGGUUGACUGGCUGGUUGACUGACUGGCUGGCUGGCUGACUCCAGGGCUGGCUGACUCCAGGGCUACUACUCCAGACUGACCUAAUGUUUAUGCCAGCUUUUUUCACAGCUAGCCUGAAAUCCACUUCUGUCUCUGAGUGGGCAAGCUCGUUUUACGGAAGAGUAGAGAGAAAGACAGGACAACAGAGGAGGAGAGGUGUUUUAUCCAUGUCUGCUAAUAUGUAAGAUAAAAUCAUGUGAUGGUUGAGGGUAGACUGUGUGGUGAUACAGGUGGAGGAAUAAGGUAGACUGGGUGGUGAUACAGGUGGAGGAAUAAGGUAGACUGGGUGGUGGUACAGGUGGAGGAAUAAGGUAGACUGGAAUAAGGUAGACUGGGUGGUGAUACAGGUGGAGGAAUAAGGUAGACUGGGUGGUGGUACAGGUGGAGGAAUAAGGUAGACUGGAAUAAGGUAGACUGGGUGGUGAUACAGGUGGAGGAAUAAGGUAGACUGGGUGGUGGUACAGGUGGAGGAAUAAGGUAGAAUGGGUGGUGGUACAGGUGGAGGAAUAAGGUAGACUGGGUGGUGGUACAGGUGGAGGAAUAAGGUAGACUGGGUAGUGAUACAGGUGGAGGAAUAAGGUAGACUGGGUAGUGAUACAGGUGGAGGAAUAAGGUAGACUGGAAUAAGGUAGACUGGGUGGUGGUACAGGUGGAGGAAUAAGGUAGACUGGGUGGUGGUACAGGUGGAGGAAUAAGGUAGACUGGGUGGUGGUACAGGUGGAGGAAUAAGGUAGACUUGGUGGUGGUACAGGCGGAGGAAUAAGGUGGACUGGAAUAAGGUAGACUGGGUGGUGGUACAGGUGGAGGAAUAAGGUAGACUGGAAUAAGGUAGACUGGGUGGUGAUACAGGUGGAGGAAUAAGGUAGACUGGGUGGUGAUACAGGUGGAGGAAUAAGGUAGACUGGAAUAAGGUAGACUGGGUGGUGGUACAUGUGGAGGAAUAAGGUAGACUGGGUGGUGGUACAGGUGGAGGAAUAAGGUAGACUGGAAUAAGGUAGACUGGGUGGUGAUACAGGUGGAGGAAUAAGGUAGACUGGGUAGUGAUACAGGUGUAGGAAUAAGGUAGACUGGGUGGUGAUACAGGUGUAGGAAUAAGGUAGACUGGGUGGUGAUACAGGUGGAGGAAUAAGGUAGACUGGGUGGUGGUACAGGUGGAGGAAUAAGGUAGACUGGAAUAAGGUAGACUGGGUGGUGAUACAGGUGGAGGAAUAAGGUAGACUGGGUGGUGGUACAGGUGGAGGAAUAAGGUAGACUGGGUGGUGGUACAGGUGGAGGAAUAAGGUAGACUGGGUGGUGGUACAGGUGGAGGAAUAAGGUAGACUGGGUGGUGGUACAGGUGGAGGAAUAAGGUAGACUGGGUAGUGAUACAGGUGGAGGAAUAAGGUAGACUGGAAUAAGGUAGACUGGGUGGUGGUACAGGUGGAGGAAUAAGGUAGACUGGGUAGUGAUACAGGUGGAGGAAUAAGGUAGACUGGAAUAAGGUAGACUGGGUGGUGGUACAGGUGGAGGAAUAAGGUAGACUGGGUGGUGGUACAGGUGGAGGAAUAAGGUAGACUGGAAUAAGGUAGACUGGGUGGUGGUACAGGUGGAGGAAUAAGGUAGACUGGGUGGUGGUACAGGUGGAGGAAUAAGGUAGACUGGAAUAAGGUAGACUGGGUGGUGAUACAGGUGGAGGAAUAAGGUAGACUGGGUAGUGAUACAGGUGUAGGAAUAAGGCAGACUGGGUGGUGGUACAGGUGGAGGAAUAAGGUAGACUGGAAUAAGGUAGACUGGGUGGUGGUACAGGUGGAGGAAUAAGGUAGACUGGGUGGUGAUACAGGUGGAGGAAUAAGGUAGACUGGGUAGUGAUACAGGUGGAGAAAUAAGGUCGACUGGGUGGUGGUACAGGUGGAGGAAUAAGGUAGACUGGGUAGUGAUACAGGUGGAGGAAUAACAUAGACUGGGUGGUGGUACAGGUGGAGGAAUAAGGUAGACUGGAAUAAGGUAGACUGGGUGGUGGUACAGGUGGAGGAAUAAGGUAGACUGGGUGGUGAUACAGGUGGAGGAAUAAGGUAGACUGGGUAGUGAUACAGGUGGAGGAAUAAGGUAGACUGGGUAGUGAUACAGGUGGAGGAAUAAGGUAGACUGGGUGGUGAUACAGGUGGAGGAAUAAGGUAGACUGGGUGGUGAUACAGGUGGAGGAAUAAGGUAGACUGGGUGGUGAUACAGGUGGAGGAAUAAGGUAGACUGGGUGGUGGUACAGGUGGAGGAAUAAGGUAGACUGGAAUAAGGUAGACUGGGUGGUGAUACAGGUGGAGGAAUAAGGUAGACUGGGUGGUGGUACAGGUGGAGGAAUAAGGUAGACUGGAAUAAGGUAGACUGGGUGGUGAUACAGGUGGAGGAAUAAGGUAGACUGGGUGGUGGUACAGGUGGAGGAAUAAGGUAGACUGGGUGGUGGUACAGGUGGAGGAAUAAGGUAGACUGGGUGGUGGUACAGGUGGAGGAAUAAGGUAGACUGGGUAGUGAUACAGGUGGAGGAAUAAGGUAGACUGGGUAGUGAUACAGGUGGAGGAAUAAGGUAGACAGGCUAUAGGAGGGAGAAAGCUCUCCUACUGGGUUAAGGGUUUUAUUCAUAUAGAAGAGACACAUUGGCAGUCUGGAUGGGAAGUCUUGAUUAAAUCUCAUGUCCGGAGUGUUUUUGGUCAGUGGUAACAUUUAGAUGGACCAAGGCCCAUGGAAAGUUCCAGUAAAAAGUAUGAGGACAGAGGACGAGGUGUAUGGCCGGUGUAUCAGCGGGGUGAUGAUGUAGCAGUGUUCUAUACUAGCCUUCACAUGGGGGACAGAUUCUCCAGAAGGCCACACGACUGUCCAUCCAGGAAGCUCCUAUGGAUCCGACUCAAAACGAACCCCGUCUCAGGUGGCAUCAUAUUCACCAUGUACUGCGUUACGGGUUCCAUUUGAGACACAGACUUCUAGGUCUGUGGUGAACAGCCAGUCAGUCAGCCAGCCAGUCAGCCAGCCAGCCAGUCAGUCAGCCAGCCAGCCAGUCAGUCAGUCAGUCAGUCAGUCAGUCAGUCGCAUCACACCACAGCGUAAAGGAUUGUCAAGCUUCAGUUAUAAUAUAAACCGGUCAAAGAAAAGGUCAAACUGACCUAAGAGGGACCAGUCAAUAAGUCAUUUUUAUUUUUUCCAUGAUUCUAUAAAAAAAAAAAGAAUAUUACUUUUAAGAUGUUGAUGAAUAUUGUUCUGUAGUUUUAGUACUUUCCAUGUUGAGCCCUGUGGGGUAAGAUCCUGUGUUAGGGGAGGCCAGGGGGGGUUGGGGUGAGCAGAGGGAAGGAAGAGUCAACUAAUUUAACCCUUUGUCUUCUUAAACAACACAGAUUUUAACUGUCAGGAUUGGAUUUACAAUAUAAGUAAAUAUUCCAUAAAGAAUCAGGCCUCAGAGUUGAGCUGGCCCAUCAGUAGGAGGACAACAGCGGUAGUUUGGUAUAAAGGGAGCGAUAAGAGGUUGACUCUCUUUUCAUUCUGUUAUAGAUAUAUCACUUCAUAAUUAAAAGGCUAUGGUGAUUUAAGCCU